AUGCCGCCUCCAGCGAGUCAGCAUGCUUCAGAAAUUGAGGUGACUUCAAGCCCAGAGGCCGGUUCACGAGGCUUUGUUGCGGUCAACCACGACGCCAGCAAUGAAAGCGAUGCCUCACUAGACAGCCGACCUUCGUCUCCACAGGACCACCCUAUGCGGGAUGACCCUGUGCCUAGAAAUUCAACCAGCACGUAUCUGGCCCCGCAUACACAAGAACGUGCGGGUCAUAGGCGAAAGCGUUCGGACUCUGGCGGCGACGACAGUCACCUCGAGCGGCGGCGCUAUGACUACAGCCCUCAGGAGGAUCCCGAACCACAACAUAUGGCCAACCGAGCACUGCGCGUCCUUGGAAAUGCCGAUCACAUCACCACCGCUGCGUACUAUCAUAAUGACACCAACCAAAACGGCCAUACGUGGCACGCUGAGAAGCCUGCACAGCCAGCCACUGCCGUCAAUAGUCACCGGCAUAGCUCCUCUGAAUCGCAGGAAGGAGAAAUAAUGCAUGAAGAGGAAAAUGCAUCAGAGGCCCAGCCACCGACAUGGGGAUCGAACGGCCAGCUCAAUCACGACCAGCAUGGUCAACCCGAGACAGCAACGGGCACGCCAACGGUCGCGCCAAAAAGAAAGCGCAAUUUCUCCAACCGGACGAAGACAGGUUGUUUGACAUGUCGCCAACGAAAGAAGAAGUGCGACGAAGCGCAGCCAUGGUGUAACAAUUGUGUUCGAGGGGGGUUCAGCUGCAAAGGCUACAAUGUGAACAGGCGUGCAAUUCCGUCCAAGCCCACACCCAGGGGCCCGGUUCCGUUGCAGUCUAGAGACGGUCUUGGUGACGUGUCUGAGGCCUCACCUUAUCAGGGACCUCACAUGGAAACCCCCGGUCCAAACAACCCUCUCAGACGCCAGGACAGUCUUCAAUCGCGACCAAUUCCCGUUGGCGGUAGCGAAGGACAGCGACCCCCACCGUAUGAGAUGAGCCCACAACACAGUGAACCACAAGGCCGACCACUUCGUCCUAGCCAGCACACACCUUGGCCGCCAGGACAGGGUCCCGGUUCUUAUACCUCAGAGCAUCUCCCUCCAUUGUCAGAUCUGAACAGAUCAGAACAAUAUCCAGGAUCGCAUUCCGGACCGCAUCCAGGCGCACAUCAAGGCGCACACCCAGGACAGCAUCCAGGUGCAAAUCCCCGAGAAAUGUCGCGUGUGCCGCCCCAAGGUACCGCAUACCCUCCACCUAACCCGCCGCCUCCUCAACCCAAUCAACCUCCGCUAGGCCCACAUCCACAACAGCAAUAUCCUCCGCAACAUGGAGUGCCUCAGUCUCUAGGCCCCAGCUUAUCUCAUCAAUCAACACCGGGGCCUCCUCAGCAGCAACUUCAGUGGCACCAUACACAGGCACCUCAACAGCCGUCAUAUGGACAUGCAUAUGGCCCUCCUCCACCUGGCGCUCCCCCGCCCAGUCAUCCUACCAUGCCUACUCAUUCCAGAAUGCCAUCUACUAGCUCAAAUUUCAAGAUCUCCGGUCAAGAAGACGUGGAAAAGUCCAAGAUGUUGAGAUUGGUUAACUACAGCCACAUGGAUCCAACAUUGUUCUAUGAGCGCCAACGGUGCGAUCGAGCCCUCGAACGCUACAAAACAGCUUGUCAGCUAGACAGCGGCCUCGGCGAGCACGAUAUCCGCAACCUCUUGAUGAAGGUGAUAGAUCCGAGUCUAGACACGACGCACAGAUUUCCUUCGCAGAACCAUAGCAAAGGCUAUCUUGGUAUCGGAGUAAGGGUCGAACCGCCGUUCAGUUGCACCUACGGUUAUAACCUCAAGAUUCACGACGAUACCUUCAUUGGUAAGGACUGUUACUUUGAUGAUGCUGGGUGUAUCGAGAUUGGGCCUCGCACGAUCAUCGGGCCCGGCGUCACCAUCUUGACGAGUGACCACAAUAAGGAUCUUGUCAAUCGCAAGGGCACCAAGGGCCUCUGGAUUGCGAACACUGUGCUUAUUGCUUCCGGCGUCAUCAUCGGCGCAAAGGCCAUCAUCUACCCAGGCGUCAAGAUUGAUGAAGGUGCCACCGUUGAACCGGGUGUAGUGGUGCGUGAGUCAUUGGGGCUGAAUCAGAUACUAAAAGCGCCGCCGUCUCAAAUCAUGGAUCCCCUUCCUAGAUGA
This is a messenger RNA of Fonsecaea erecta, 2154 nucleotides long. RefSeq lists its product as hypothetical. The record is from RefSeq and is a predicted model, not a curated record. Bases 1 to 2154 code for a protein of 717 amino acids. Lineage: Eukaryota; Fungi; Ascomycota; Eurotiomycetes; Chaetothyriales; Herpotrichiellaceae. Gene Ontology annotation, biological process: regulation of DNA-templated transcription. Gene Ontology annotation, molecular function: zinc ion binding; DNA-binding transcription factor activity, RNA polymerase II-specific. The transcript is spliced from 3 exons.